This is a messenger RNA of Aspergillus campestris IBT 28561, 592 nucleotides long. RefSeq lists its product as uncharacterized. Lineage: Eukaryota; Fungi; Ascomycota; Eurotiomycetes; Eurotiales; Aspergillaceae. The transcript has a single exon. Bases 124 to 450 code for a protein of 108 amino acids. The record is from RefSeq and is a predicted model, not a curated record.
UGUCUGAGCGGUAGGCAGUAUCAUGGGUCCCUAACUCCUCCCGUCCAUUGGUGAUGUCCAGGGUCCAUCCAUCGAUUCCAUGGGUUUGGUCGAUGGAUCGAUCGCGCUGGAGAUGCAGCCACCAUGGAAAUGGAAGACUUGGGACAAAAAGAGAUGCAGCAGGUCUUGGGUGUGACUGGGAUUGAAUUUAAUGGAUUGAUAUUUAUUUUUACUUCUUAUCGUGUACUUUCUUUUUUCCCUUCCUUUCUUUUUCCUCUUUUCUUUUCGUUCGUUCUUUCUUUCUAUCUAUCUAUCUCUCUUUCUUACUAUUCUUUUCUUUUUCUGUUCUCUACCCUCUCCACCCCAGUCUUCCAUAGUUCCAUGGAUCGGUGCCGCACGAUCGGUCUCUGCACCCUUCUUCGUCAUGCCUGCACAUCUUUAAUCUACUUCUCUCUCGUCCGUUCCCCAUAACUCGUAUACCGGGUGGCUUUGCUCGGGCGACCGUCUUGUUCGCCCCCUGAGCCCAAGUCUCCACACCACAGCUGUGACCAGAUGGGGAAAGUAGUCUGGUACCUGGGCCAUCGAAAUAGAUUAAAAAACACUGGGGACAAGC